AUGGCCACAGGCCUGUCGCCGGACCUUGUCCAGCUCAUCGUGAUGUACAUGGUCGCCGAGGCCGGCGUCGCAUCGCUCCUGUUGGCGCUGCCGCCAGCGCUGCUCACGGCGUCGUUCGCCGCGCUUCAAACCCUCUUCCGCGCGCUCUUUGCCGGCGAUUUUGUCGACGAGCUCUUCGCCGACGAUUUUGUCGACGCGACGCGUAGUAGGUCGAUGCAUUUGUCAACCCUCGUUCUUCCAGAGACGUUCGACAUCUACGACAAGCCGAUCUUGCUUGCCGCUUUCCAGGCGGCCAGCUGCUUGUAUGCGUCGCUAACCACUGACACCAGCAGCCGCGUGCCCUGGGACCUGCCUCCGCACGUCGCGAUCGAGCUGCCGCGUCGCAUUGCUCAGGCACGCCAUGUCUUUUCCCGGCUCGCGCCCUGGCACACUCGCAUCUCACUUUUGAGCGUCGAAGUGUCGUCUGUCCAUUGCCACUGGACGCGCUCGGACCUUGAGAAAUUGGCGACGCUGCUCCCGACGCUCCCCCGCUUGCGCUCGCUGCACCUCAGCUGCGAAGGCCCCUACGCGUUCGAGAUGGGCUUGGUCCUUACAGCGCUCUUUACCUUGCGCAGCCUCACGCACCUCUCGCUGACCACGAAUGUGUGGAGCGAAGCUAUAAGUCGCGUCUUUGCCGAGUGGCUGACCACGGCCCCCGUUUCGAGUCUCAGGUUGCGCGGCCGUUUUCCGAUGCAAAGCCAAGUGCAGAUUGUGGUGCGCGCGAUCCGAUCGUACCGCACGCUUCGCGCUCCAUCUCCGGUGCGCGCGAUCCGAUCGUGCCGCACGCUUCGGUCGCUGGCGCUCGAUGACACCGCGCUGGUUCGGGCCUUUGUGGCCGCCCCGCUUCCCGCGCACCUCUGCGAGCUCGAACUUGGCAUCGAUCGGCCGACGGCGGUCGACGAGCCAGUCGACAAGAUAUCCAAUGCCGUAGCGCUCCAUCUCCAUCUGGAGGCACUUGGCGUCCGCCUGGGCCUCUAUAGUCGUCCGUUGGACAUUUUGCCACUGGUGCAGUGUCUGCCGACGCUGCGGCGGCUGCGCCGACUGGAUCUUACCAACUUGGAGCUACGCCCGAUGGCGCGAGAUGCACUGUGGACGGUACUGCCGCGCCUGACAGAGCUGCGGCUUGAGAAGAGUCACCUCGGCGACGAUGGCGUUGCGGAGAUCGCUGCCGUGCUUCCUGCGUGCUACCGCUUGCGACGACUAUCGCUGAUCCGACAAGGCAUCUCGGACGUUGGCGCCCUCAUCCUUGCCCGCAGCCUGCCGCUGUGCCCGUCGCUCGCAGACGUGGACUUGACGGACAAUGUCAUUGCGAAUGACGGCGCGAUGGCCUUCUGGCCUCUCCUGCCUCGCCUCACUAUGCUCAGUCUCCGCCGGAACCGCAUCGGCAACGACGCGGCGAUGGCGUUGAGCGAGGUGCUGCGCAUCACAGCGCACAUGCGGAGCUUGGAUCUGAGCGAGAACAACGUCGGACUGCCGGCACUGCGUGCGAUCUUUACAGCGCUGCGAGACGACUCGUUCCGCGCCAGUGUCAUCAACGUCUCAGUGACGUCUAGCGACUAUGACGUGGCACGGAGCUUCGCCUUGAGUUGCUUACGAGACCCCUAUAGGGUCGGUAUCACCCGCUUGCGCUAA
Molecule: messenger RNA, 1671 nt
Organism: Saprolegnia parasitica CBS 223.65
Lineage: Eukaryota; Oomycota; Saprolegniomycetes; Saprolegniales; Saprolegniaceae
Exons: 2
Coding region: 1-1671 (556 amino acids)
Biological process (GO): nucleocytoplasmic transport; activation of GTPase activity
Cellular component (GO): cytosol; perinuclear region of cytoplasm; nucleus
Molecular function (GO): GTPase activator activity; small GTPase binding
Source: RefSeq, a predicted model, not a curated record